Aureococcus anophagefferens is the source of this 357-nucleotide messenger RNA. RefSeq lists its product as hypothetical. Gene Ontology annotation, biological process: translation. Gene Ontology annotation, molecular function: structural constituent of ribosome. The transcript has a single exon. The record is from RefSeq and is a predicted model, not a curated record. The annotation marks the transcript as partial. Gene Ontology annotation, cellular component: large ribosomal subunit; ribosome. NCBI's taxonomy places the organism in Eukaryota, Pelagophyceae, Pelagomonadales, Pelagomonadaceae.
CGGAGACGGAAGCUCAACCGGACGUCGUCGCACCGCCUCGCCAUGCUGCGCAACAUGGUGACGUCGCUCAUCAAGUGGGAGCGCAUCCGCACGACGACGCCCAAGGCGAAGACGCUGCGGCCCUACGCCGAGCGGCUCAUCACCUACGCGAAGAAGGGCGACCUCCACGGCAUGCGCCUCGCGGCGCGCGUCGUCCGCGAGCAGUCGGCGCUCCGCAAGCUCUUCGAGGUGCUCGGCCCGCGCUACGCGGCGCGCCGGGGCGGCUACACGCGCAUCCUCAAGCUCAACGAGCCGCGGGCCGGCGACAAGGCGCCCAUGUCGGUCAUCGAGUUCGUCGACCGCGACGGCGAGCUCCGC